Molecule: messenger RNA, 1680 nt
Organism: Mycosarcoma maydis (corn smut)
Lineage: Eukaryota; Fungi; Basidiomycota; Ustilaginomycetes; Ustilaginales
Exons: 1
Coding region: 1-1680 (559 amino acids)
Biological process (GO): DNA replication; DNA synthesis involved in UV-damage excision repair; DNA strand elongation involved in DNA replication
Cellular component (GO): nucleus; delta DNA polymerase complex
Molecular function (GO): DNA-directed DNA polymerase activity
Source: RefSeq, a predicted model, not a curated record
AUGGCACCUGCCACGGACCCAACAUCCUUCCUCAGGUCAUGUUUGCAGAACGAGAAGAAGCUCAUCACCUACCGCCUACUCAGCCGCGAGCUGCGUAUUCACGUCGAUGAAGCAAAGCAGGCGCUCGCUGCAUUCUUCGAUUCGCACAAGGACAAGUCCCAACUCGACGCUACCUACAUCCUGAUCGGCAGGUCGGCAUUCAGAGAAACUCAGCCCGACGCCGAUAAGAUAGCGAGAGACAAGGAUGAACAAUCAGAAGGCGACAAGCUGGUCGGACCUUCUUCGAUGUCGAGCUCUUCCACCGCACCUGCUCGUAGCUUCCUCGACUCGCGCGUUACACAGCGCCAAACCAAAGCCAAUGUCGAGCGCCAAGUUAUCCGUCUCGUUUCGGCAGCUGACUUGGAAAAAGCGCGUUCGUCGUUCGAGCAGAUCUCUUCAUGCCAUAUCUACUCAGUAUCGCCCGGCCGUCUUCUUGAUGCAGCUCAACUAACAGCCGUUCAGCACGACUUGCACACGCAGCAAAAGUAUGUAGACAGUUGGCAACAAACGCACCGUGGAGCACAGCUGGGUGUCAUUGUCAAUCCGAACAUCAAGGAUAACUAUGACCCAUCCAAAGGGAUCCCAAGUCUGGGCGCUCCCAGUGGGCCCGCCCUUCCUGUCUCUAAAGAUAGCAAAACCGCCAACAGCAGUAGCAGCAGCAGCAGCAGCAGCACAGUCACGUCUGCGCUGGGCACACGGCCUUUGUCGACAACGACGACAAUCGCGAAGGCGACCACAGCAGCAUCAUCCGCACCGGUAGGGGGCAGAAAGUCCGGUCUGGACUGGAGCAGAGCCAAGCCCAAAGGAUCCGACUCAAAGCCUGCUGCGGCCAAGAUCAAGGCGCAGAGCUCGAUUCAAAGCGUGCCAGAUCACAAAACAUUGUUAGGAAGCGAUGACGAGGACGAGGACGAUGAUGACGAUGAGGACGACGAUAAACCGGCAAAACUCGGUUAUGCGGAUGAAGACGAUCACAAUCAAGACGUUACCAAGGCCGAGCUGGUACGAGGUACGGCGCCUCAAGGAACAGGCAAGCGGGCCGAUGCGAGAUCACAGACCGAAGCGAAGGAAGCUGCGCAGCGCAAGGAGCUCGAAGCCAUGAUGGAUACCGAUGAUGAGGAUAAUGACGUGCAGAUCGUCGAGCCAAGCGGUGUGAGCACCAGUGGCAACAAUACUGGUCAAGGUAAAGAUUUGGACCCCGACGUCGACAUGGCUGAUUCUACCGUCACAGAUACCAUGGACGGCUCUGAAGCUGCUCCUACUGCGGCCAAACGACGCGUGCGCAAGAAACGCAAGAUCGGCACCAAGAAGCUGCGCAGCAAAGACGAGCGCGGAUACACGGUCACCAAAACGAUUGACGAGUACGAGUCCUAUUCUUCGGAUGAGUCGGAUACGCCUGUCGUGGCAGGCUCGAAGCGUACAAGUGGCGCGACCAAAAAGGAGGCACCGAACAAGCCGGCCGAAGCGAGAUCGACAUCAGCAUCUGCAUCGGCAAUUCCUGCUCCCAGUGCACCGACCAAACCUACAUCAGCCUCCAACAACUCAGGUCCACGCAAACCCUCAGGUGGCACUACGCCAGCACCGGCCAAGAAGGGACAGCAGAGUCUCAACAGCUUUUUCACUCGCAAGCCCAAAGGCAAGUGA